Messenger RNA from Aspergillus mulundensis, 975 nucleotides. Its product is annotated as palmitoyl-protein thioesterase family protein. Gene Ontology annotation, cellular component: lysosome. Gene Ontology annotation, molecular function: thiolester hydrolase activity; palmitoyl hydrolase activity. The transcript has a single exon. The coding region runs from base 1 to 975 and encodes 324 amino acids. Lineage: Eukaryota; Fungi; Ascomycota; Eurotiomycetes; Eurotiales; Aspergillaceae. The record is from RefSeq and is a predicted model, not a curated record.
AUGCGACCCUUUACCUAUGUCUCGCUCGUCGCCCUUCCAUUCUUAUCAGCCGCGCUCCCAACCUCGUCCUCCGAGCUCACCCCCCUCCCGCUCGUUAUCUGGCACGGCCUUGGCGAUGACUACACCCGCGCAGGCCUCAAAGAGGUCGCAUCGCUCGCAGAAUCCAUCAACCCAGGGACAUACGUGCACAUAAUUCACAUCGGCGACUCCGCAUCCAGCGACCGACAAGCCACGUUUCUCGGGAAUGUCUCUGACCAAGUUUCUACCGUCUGCGCCCAGCUCGCCGCCGAACCGAUCCUCUCCACCGCACCCGCAAUCAACGCCCUAGGCUUCUCGCAGGGCGGACAAUUUCUCCGCGCAUACGUCGAGCGAUGCAAUAAACCCCCAAUCCGAAACCUAGUCACUUUCGGCAGCCAACAUAACGGGAUCUUCGAAUUCCAAGCGUGCAGCUGGGGCGACUUUGUGUGCCGGGGCGCAGAGGCCCUGCUCCGCCUCGGACGGUGGUCGAAUCUUGUGCAAUCACGGUUCGUUCCGGCGCAGUACUUUCGCGACCCCGUCGAGCUGGACGAGUACCUGGAGAACAGCAACUUCCUGGCGGACGUGAAUAACGAGAGGGUGCUGAAGAAUGUGACCUACAAAAAGAACCUGAGCAGCUUGAACCGCUUUGCGAUGUUCAUGUUUGAGGACGAUACUAUUGUGCAUCCGAAAGAGAGCUCGUGGUUUGCGGAGGUCAAUACGACUACAGGGGAGGUGACGCCGUUGCGGGAGAGGGACAUCUAUAAGGAGGAUUGGCUGGGGUUGAGGGAGCUGGAUGAGAAAGGAGCAUUGGAGUUUGGGAUGCUCUCCGGAGAGCAUAUGCAGUUGGCUGAUGAGGAUCUGAAGAAGGUGUUUACUGAGUAUUUUGGGCCUGUGGAGGUCGAUCUUCCGCCUGCGCAGGUUCAUACAGAGGGUCUUGUGGAUCAGGGAGGAUAUUAG